Messenger RNA from Chilo suppressalis (striped riceborer), 420 nucleotides. NCBI's taxonomy places the organism in Eukaryota, Metazoa, Arthropoda, Insecta, Lepidoptera, Crambidae. The record is from the annotation of a GenBank genome assembly.
AUGAGAAGGAGGCCGCUACCACCGGUCCGCGAAGAAGUGACAACUAAAUCGUGGAGUAAAUGUUGCGAGAACGAUUUAGCAGUUUAUUCGCUGGUCUCCCUCGUCGGUGCUCUCACUUAUGCGAAUAGUUUGAGCGGGGAGUUUGUGCACGACGAUAUACCCGCCAUAGUGACUAAUAGUGAUGUGAACGGUGCUAAUAGUGUGGUGACUGGUGGUGGGAAUGAUGGAUGCUGCGCCGCAGAGAUCUGCGGCCAGGGGAGAGGUGAUACGCGAUUUCCGAGAUCUUUACGAGAUUGCCCUUUCCCUGUUAAUGUGGGAUCCCUUUUCUGGCACUAUCGGGUGCCUACUUACGCUUAUCCUUAUCUAUUCAGAGAAGUUUAUGCAUGUGGGCUCAGAUUUGAGAUAACGUUGGAAGCAUAA